Molecule: messenger RNA, 1540 nt
Organism: Zonotrichia leucophrys gambelii
Lineage: Eukaryota; Metazoa; Chordata; Aves; Passeriformes; Passerellidae
Gene: OVOL2
Product: ovo like zinc finger 2
Exons: 4
Coding region: 122-919 (265 amino acids)
Biological process (GO): regulation of transcription by RNA polymerase II; epidermal cell differentiation
Cellular component (GO): nucleus
Molecular function (GO): DNA-binding transcription factor activity, RNA polymerase II-specific; RNA polymerase II cis-regulatory region sequence-specific DNA binding
Source: RefSeq, a predicted model, not a curated record
UCCGCGGCUCUGCCCGGUGCGUGCGGUCCCGCUCCCCCGGACGGCAGCGCGGCCCCGUCGGGGCGGGCGGCGGGGCUGAGGCUCCGCUCCGUGCCCAGCCUUGCCCCGCCGUGCCCUCGCCAUGCCCAGAGCCUUCCUGGUGAAGCGCCGCAGCCCGCAGCCCGCCGUGCGCAGCUGGGAUGGGCUGCCCGACGAGGAGAGAGCCGACACCUACAUCCCAGGCGGCAUCGGCUGCGUGCUGCUGGGCUACGAGGACAGCUGCAGCCUGGAGAGCAGCGGCAGCAGCAGCGGCGGCACUCGGGACGCCGAGCCCAGCGAUCCCCCGACGCCGCAGGCGGCCCCCGGCGAGCUGGGCACGGGCGGCGCCGUGCUGCUGGACCUGGCCGGCCAGCGGCCCGUGGUCAGGUCAAAAAUCAAGUUCACCACGGGCACCUGCACCGAUGCUGCCCUGCACAGCUGCGAGCUGUGUGGCAAAGGAUUCCGCCUGCAGAGGAUGCUCAACCGGCACAUCAAGUGCCACAGCCAGGUGAAGAGACACUUGUGCACCUUCUGUGGAAAAGGCUUCAACGACACCUUUGAUCUGAAGAGGCAUGUCCGGACCCAUACUGGCAUUCGUCCCUACAAGUGCGAGGUUUGCAACAAGGCCUUCACGCAGCGCUGCUCGCUGGAGUCGCACCUGCGGAAGAUCCACGGCGUGCAGCAGCACUACGCCUACAAGCAGAGAAGGGACAAGCUGUACGUGUGCGAGGACUGCGGCUACACGGGCCCCACGCAGGAGGAGCUGUACCUGCACGUCAGCGGCGUCCACCCCGGCAGUGCCUUCCUGAAGAAAACCUCCAAAAAACUCGCAGCUGUUCUGCAAACCAAGCUCAGCCCCGUGCUGCAGAGGAACUCCAAAGAGGAGGGCAAGGACGAGUGACGCUCGCCGCUGCUCGGUGGGAAUGAAGUUUACACGCAGGACUACAGAUCUUAUUUUUCUAAGAACUAUUUUGAAAGGAAUGCCUGAAAUUAAAGGGAUGUUUUUGUUAACGGGACUCUUGAUGUUGGUAAAACCUCAGUUUGACAGAAAUAUUCCCAUUCAGGCUUUUUUUUUUUAUGUGGCCAAUAAAAAUGGAAUGCUUGCAAAGGCUGUCGCCUCUCGGAUGGAGUAUUUAAUGAACUGACAUUUGGGCAGCCUGUUUUCUGUCAGGUCCGAACACCCCUGACAAAUGAGAGUUCACCUUUCCCCAGGUGUAUUUGUGUUUUGUAAAGUGAGUAACUGCUACCUCCCAUGCAAAUUACUUAUGAGAGGUUUGGGUGAAAAUGUUGGGCAAGAGUGCUGCUGGUACACAGUUCUAUGCAAUUGAAUUAAUUUACAUGCCUUAAGAACAGGAGUACAUUGUAUCAUCCAGUGAGUUACAAAGUGCAAGUAUCUCAGCUCUGCCCCCUGCGCAGCCUGCUAACAAUUUAUGGAAGUGUGAUCCAAGGUGAGUUGAAACUCUUCCCAAAGGAUGCAGAAUGUUUUCUUCUCAAAAUUUCUCCACUAUUAUUCUAGGGCAGA